Messenger RNA from Lindgomyces ingoldianus, 2640 nucleotides. RefSeq names its product kinase-like protein. The coding region runs from base 1 to 2640 and encodes 879 amino acids. The transcript has 10 exons. Gene Ontology annotation, cellular component: mitochondrion. The record is from RefSeq and is a predicted model, not a curated record. Lineage: Eukaryota; Fungi; Ascomycota; Dothideomycetes; Pleosporales; Lindgomycetaceae.
AUGCCAGGAUCCAGACAGCUUCGGCAGCUGUUCAUGCCAGGACGGCGAUAUUCGGGGCAUGUCGAAGUGGAGGGCAGAAGUGACGGUUUCUCUGAAAAGACAUCUGGCAGUGCGCCUUGCAGGCGCCAAGAGUGGGCCCAAGCGCGGUGGCCAAGCGCUGCGAUCAAAGUUAUGGCGUAUUGUCGAUAUUUGAAUAGCCGUCUGAUUAUUUCUUCCCUCUGCCAUCCUUUUUCACGAGUUAUAUCGCCCCUAAGAGCUAGGAGUUCCUUCACAGAAUUUACUCGUUCUCUGGAUGGUCAAUCAAUGGAGGAACCUUCUGAACUAUUCGAGUAUACCCGACGCUCAUCACUGACUAUGGACUGGAGUUACAAUGAUGCCCUGAGGCGUUCUGAAAGAAGACGUGUCUUCAACGUAUCCGAAUUCAAGCGCCUUGCGGUCGCAUCCGUCAAUCAGAACGCAGAAGAUGUCGCUCGUUUUGAAAAGCUGGCUGAAGGGGGUUUCAAUCGAACGUUCCUUAUCACUAUGCGUGAUGGCUUUCAGUUCGUUGGGCGCAUCCCCUAUCCGGUUACCGAACCAAAGGACCUAGUCAUAGCCAGCGAAGUCGCGACGAUGGAUUUUCUCCGCUCACACGGCAUACCUGUCCCCAAGAUCUACGGUUACUCGGCCACAUCGGAAAACGCUGCGGGCACUGAAUACGUCUUCAUGGAGCUCGUCCGGGGAACGAACUUGGGCGACAUCUGGUUUAACAUGCCUGAGAAAGCAAGGAUCACCAUCAUCACUAGACUCGUGGAGUUGGAGUCUCGACUAUUUGCUCUUCGAUUUCCGGCAAGUGGAAGUCUGUACUAUACCAAGGAUCUGCAAGCUGGAUCCAACAAGGUUGACAUUCCUACCGCCUAUUCUGCGCGCGAGAGUCGCUUCUGCAUUGGUCCUGAUACAACAUUCGGCUUAUGGUAUGGAAAAAGACACAGUCUCCAGGUUUAUCGUGGACCAUGUAUGUAUCAGCCCUAUCAUUUACAUAUUCAGAUGCACUUUCUAUCAACGAUCUGCUUUGAAUAUCCCUACUCUACGUUAGCAAUUGUAACUAAAUAUCCAAAAGACACAGACCCAGCAGCGGCUCUUACAGCCGGUGCCAAGAAGGAGAUUGCAUACUUGAUGGAAUUUGGACGACCGCUUCACCCUUUUCAACGUCUGCGCAGAGAGAUAUACAAUUAUCAAAAGCAAUCGCAUUUAGAACAUCUGGACAGUCUGGACAAAUACCUGCGAAUCGUGCCUCUUCUCAUACCGAACGGCAACGACACUCUCACACGACCGACGAUAAGGCAUCCUGACCUCCAACCUAAUAACGUGUUCGUCUCGGAUAACCUUGAGAUUACCGGCCUGAUCGAUUGGCAACACUGCGCAAUACUCCCGCUCUUUCUGCAAUGCGGGAUCCCAAACAGCCUCCAGAACUACGGUGACAGCGUCUCAGAAUCGUUGACACCCCCUGAAUUACCACAGAAUUUCGACGAAUUGAGCGAAAGAGAACAAUUUAAGCAAGUUGUGCUCCUGCGUAGGCGUCAACUUCACUACUUCUAUGUCACAAUAACCGCAAAGCUGAACUCGACGCACUACGAUGCCCUGACAUACGAUCUUAGCACGCUGAGGCGCAAACUCUUUCAUCACGCAAGUGAUCCCUGGGAAGGUGAUAACGUGACCCUAAAAGCCGACCUGAUUCAGCUCACAAAGAACUGGUCGAAGAUUAUCAGUUCAAAAUCGAGCACGAGCAGCAAAGCGAGGCCCCCUUGCCCGAUCACCUUCCGGGAAGACGAGGUAAGCGACUGUUUGCGCCUGGAUUCUGCACAGGUCGAGGCAGACGAGCAACUCGAAGCUUGCAGGGAUAUUAUUAGCGUUGGGCCUGAGGGGUGGGUGCCCUCGGAUCAGUAUGAGGAGGCUAAGCAACGCGAAAGUAAGCUGAAAGUCGAUGCGCUUGAUGCAGCUGAGUCUGAUGAGGAAAGAGCGAGGGUAUACGAGCAUUGGGUUUUCGAUGACUUUAAUGAGGAGGAGUAUUCUGAUCUUAUUGGAUUGGAGCUAUUGGAGUGGAUUGGAUGGAUCGAGAUUUCCGUUGGAGUUGGAUUGGAGCUUUCUACUGGAGUUGGAUGGAUGGAUUGGACCUUAUGGAGCUACUGGAGCUCCAGUGCCUAUACCGGACCCGCGGAUAGAAGCUCGAGCCAUUGCGUUGGCAUCGCGUUACCACUAAAAACAUCACAAUCUCGUCUCACCUGCGCGCUAGAGGCUCUCAAAGACGAUGUCAAUGUCGCGUUUGAUAGAGAGGCCAACGCUGAAGAGGAUUGCCGCGUUAUCUGCAGCUAUGCCCAGAUGCGGAGAUUUAGCAGACUGCCGAAGCUUUGCCGAACGAAUCAGCGCGUCCCACUUCACCACACUAAAGGUGUGGCCAGCUGUCCCCUUGCCUCCACUUGUGGUCUGGCGUCUAUCUACAACUAUGUACAUUUUCGCCACAAGGUCGAGGUCGGGGCCGAUACGAGGGCCUUCCAGAGGUUCCGGGCCGCUCGAGAUGGAACGAUUCAUAAGAAUCGGCAGAGUUGGGGCCAGGUCGAGUCAGGGUCGAGGCUGAUACUUGGGAAUCCACUUAGAGGCAUAUAG